Phymastichus coffea is the source of this 9309-nucleotide messenger RNA. RefSeq names its product protein transport protein Sec16A (gene Sec16). Gene Ontology annotation, biological process: COPII vesicle coat assembly; autophagy; Golgi organization. NCBI's taxonomy places the organism in Eukaryota, Metazoa, Arthropoda, Insecta, Hymenoptera, Eulophidae. Gene Ontology annotation, cellular component: endoplasmic reticulum exit site; ER to Golgi transport vesicle membrane. The record is from RefSeq and is a predicted model, not a curated record. Bases 304 to 7065 code for a protein of 2253 amino acids. The transcript is spliced from 24 exons.
GUAUGUUGCGGCAUUGGAGGACUUUCAAGCAAGCUGUAGUGAAAAAAUUGGUGUGACGUGCACGCGAGAGCGAGAAGACAGCGAACUCCGUUUUUCCGUGGCCGUGCGUGCAAUGUCCCCGUGAUUUUUUCCUCAAAUUCGACAAGUCUUUUUUUUUCAUCGCCUACAAAGCUCUACGAAGAGGAGUAUCACCUGCUUGUAAAAAAACCUAGGACAAGAUAAUAUGCACCUAUGAAUCAGCUCAUGAAUGUCGUCGGGUUUUGUACAGAUAUUUUUUCGUGAAGGUACUGUUUUGAUACUAGUAUGAGUAAUCCUUAUCGCGUAAGACAAACAAGAUCAAGAGUAGAUCCAAGUCUCACUGGAUAUGGAGUUCAAAAUCCAUGGAAUCAAAAUGCUGUUCAAAGACCACCAAGUGUUGAUCCCAAUACAGUAUUCCAGCCUCCACCAGUUUCAUCAAGUCAAAUAACUCCAACAGUUAAUGAUUCUUGGGAGUGGAAAGGAGAUAAUGGUAACAAUGGCAAUGAUUCAUGGAACUGGACCAUUGAACAGCCAGAAUCUCAGUCACGUCCACAUCAACAACAGCAGCAUCAUCAACAACAUCCAAAACAAUCACUUCCCUCAAUGCAUGGACAAUAUAUUCCCCCAGCUUAUCAUAACCAGAAGCAACCUGUACCACCUCCCAGUCAAGACAACUUUUACAAAAACCUGAAUGGUAAUAACAAAUCUGGUGAUACUCCAAAUCAACAUGGCUCUUUGGACAGAGAAACUCCAAGGACUGUACCACCUCCAAAACAAAUGGAUCCUACUCCUCAAUAUUCCAAUUACAGUCACAAUCAGCAAUUUGUUUCUAAUCCGUCUCAUCCUCCUCGACCUAGUUCUAACUCAUCCUACUCUGGUCCUGUUGAACAGCCUCAGUGGCCUAAUGAACAGCAUAGCCAGAGCUUGCCAUAUGUGUCACCAAAUCAAAUACACAACCAAAAACAUCAAACUUCAUCUCUUCCACCUCCAAUCGCUGUGAGUAAUAUCAAUUGGAGCAACACAGAUCAACAGAAUGUUCCACUGCACAAUUGGCAGAAUAACACUGAAACCCCUACAUCUGGCUAUUGGCAGGAACAUACUGCUCCAAAGCAAGAUCAGUAUCCUGACAAUACAGCAAGCUCUUGGCCACAGCAGUCACAGCAUCAACAAAGCCAGCAAUCAUCAUCGCAUCAAGCUCAGCAAAGAGUCCCUAACUCGUAUCAACACCCGAUUCAAAACACGAUUAACAACGAUAAUCAGUCGAAAUUCUAUAAUCCCUAUCAUGAUACAUCGGUGUCGCAAGACAGCUGGCUGAUGACGAAUAAACAGUGGCCAAAGUGUAAUUCCGAAACUAUCACAAACGUUUUACCCCGACAGCAAUCGUUGCCCACGAACAACACCUGGUCUCAGAGUGAGGAAACCAACGCGUGGCAACAGUCUGGUAGCAUUCAAAAAACACAGUGGAGACAACCAAAACUCCAACCGGGUGGUUCACUCGAGGAGUCCGCUUUGUCUGAUCAUCAUAAGGGUGAAUGGCACCCAAUUCAUGCACCACCUUCACACUUUAAUUCCUCAACUACGUCGACUACCUCUGGUUCGCUGGCUAAUAUGUCAAGUAGUACCGAGCAGCUAGAAGAUCGUAAGAGAUCUUUGACUCCAGCUACUAGUAAUGCUUCUCUCAACGAUUAUCAGACCCACACUAAUACCCAUCAAGUUGGCAUUGCGGAGAACAAUAUUGCCAACAACGUUGAGCCAUACAACGCUCAGAAUAACGUUGAUCUUGACUGGAAUAACGACGGAGACUGGAACACUGUGACUGAUUUAUCAAAUAGUGUAAAUAAUUUAACGUUAAGUCUUAACGCGAAUUAUAGCCAGCAAGUAGACAGCUUACAAUCAGCGCCUCAGCCGCAAUCACCUCAUAAGGAGGAGCUGCAGCCAAAACAAAUAAAUCACGCAGCCAAUGACUGGAAUCGCCAGACAGCCACAGGAUUGAAGUCUGAUAACGUUGAAAAUACACCGGAUAAUGUACCGGUGUUAAAUGUCGAACAUAAUCAGUUGGAAAGUGUCACUGGGAUAUCACAGGAACUCUUCGAACCGCAAACUUCACCAGGUAGCAAGUCCACGGAAAAUGUGACACAAGCGAGUUAUGAUCAAUGGUACAAGCAAAAUGUCCGCGCACAGCCAGAAAAUGAAUUUUUCAGUAGCCAAACUACCAAGCAAUGGCAACAACAACCGGAACAGAAUGUCGAGAAUUACGAGAAUAUUCAACAAGGUACGGAGUUUGUUAAUCUUGAAGUCGUCGCACCCGAGAUGCAGGAGAGAGACAUCUAUGGUUCGCGUGACUCGAUCAAUAAAGAGACGUUGGACAAUGAUCAGGGGUUGAGACAAAGUAAUACACUGAAAGAAAGCGUGCAUCGCGGAUUUAGACAGGAACAGAACAAUAUUGAGGUUCCUGUUGUGCAGCAAAUUCAGCAACCUUUUCAAACAGAACAAGCGCCGGAUAAUUACGAGUUUGCAUCGAACGACAGAAAUACCUUUCUGGAGACAGGUGAGCUAACGGAUCCACACUCACAGGAACCGGCACAGGUUCCACCGAGUCAAGACGAUGAGAACGACGAGGUGCCAAACGACAUACCAUUCCUGCGUGAAGUGCCAGGACAGUCGAGUAACGUCGAUCCACGUCGUAAUGAUCCCACAGGUCAAGAACAGUAUCCGCAAAGUGUGGUUGUCCCAAGAAUGCCUGAUCCCAGAAGGAACGAUCCAUCCGGCCAGGAACAGCAACAACAUGUUACUCGAUCUAAUUUACUUGCCGAUAGAAUGACCGAUCGGAGAGAUAUGCCUUCUGGCCAAGAAAGAGCGAAACCCAUUCAGUCACCUCCUCCGCAACGCAACGCUGAGUUGGAAACAGUCGAGCGUAGAAACGAUCCUUCGGGACGUGAACGAUCCUUACCGCCACUACCACCUCCGCAACAAUCUCGCAAUGAACCUUCCGGAGAAGAGCAACGGAUUACACUUUCAAUAACUCAGCCAACACCACUAGAAUCAAGUGCAGUGCGCGAAAUUCCUGGUAGAGGCAAUGAAUCUGAAGAAACAAUUCAACAGCAGGAUAUUGAUAUUAGACAGAUUCCUGGUGGCGCAUCAUCUAACGAAUCUGUACAAAAUAUUUCCGAUGAUAGGAGUGGAGCUCGUGUUGUUACUGGAUCGCAGCAAGUUAAUGUUCCCAGUUCUCUGAGUACUACACAAGAUCUCACAGUUGAUAAUAGAAGUAAGAGAGAAGAAGCUGUUGGUGCUUCUAUCGUUGAAACUCAAAUCAGUGCUGGUAUGCCAAAUCGUAGAGAUUCUUACGAGGAUGGCGAUGACGAAGGUUCAGGCAAUAGUAGAGAUGAUAGCAGAGAUAGACAUAGAGAACCUAGCCCAAAACCUAGGCAUCCUCGUUAUGAUUAUAACAGAAAACAUACAUAUUAUGAUCGCGAUCGUGAAUUCGAUGAUGACUACGGUUAUGGUCGUCGUGGGGCCGACUAUGAUCGUUCUUACUACGAAGAUCUUGGCAGACGUGAUUCUUCAUUCAGAGACGACGAUCGCCGCCAUGCUAGUCGAGAUGAUCUUGAUAGAAAUGAACGCGAUCGCGAUCGUCAUUCGCGUGAAGAUCACGACAGAAGAGGUAGAAUAAAGCCAGAUGAACUGGAAGAUAGAGACUGUAGACGAAGACUUGAAGAGCGUAGACGCGACAGAUCAGCAGACCCUAGACACGUGGAGAGAAGUAGUCGAGAGUAUGAUCCGCGCUAUCCUAAAGACCUUAGGGAACGUGAUUACCAUGAGAGAGAAGGAAGGAGGCGAGAUGGUCGGGGUAGAAGAUAUCCUGAGUACGACUCGCGAGAAUCGUUUAGGUACUAUGAAGAUACUUACAAUAGAAACUCUAGACCGUCCAGUAGAUCUUCAUACAAUGAGAGAGAAAGAGAUCAUUAUUACAUGCGGCCCAGGGAAUCGUAUUCUUAUGGUUUCAGCAAUUAUUCAUCAUACGAAUAUGGACCCAACUACAAUAGCGACUACUAUGCAUAUUUAGAGAAUCUACGUAGAACUAAUCCCGUAGCUUAUGCUGAAUGGUAUCAUAAGUACAUGCAGCAUCAACAACUGUCGCGCAAUCCUGUUGCUAAUUAUCCAGAGGACAGAGCAAGUGUGCAUUCAGGGCGCAGUUCUUGUGAGGAUAGAAAUUCUAGUGAGAAGCGUAAUUUGACAGACGUAUCGUUACUUGAAGAUCAAACCACAGCUUCAUCAAGAAUGACCCCAACGAAAUUCUCUACAGCUCAUACAAAAGGCACAUUUUCUAUUGGUGCACUGAUACAUGUGCACCCGAGUUAUCCUACUGACGGUGAAAGAGCUAGAAUAGAUCUUUUGAAAAUUGAUGAGCUAUUCCAUCAAGAUUCAACGUUUCGCGAACUGCGUUCUUACCCUGGACCAUUGAUAAAAGGCGUCACACAUAAAAAGACGAUUAUCGAGUACUGCGAAAAUAAAAUAAAAAAAGCACCACUGAAUGAAGAAAUUUUCGAAGUAUCGUCAUAUGUUCUUUUGUACGAAUUAAUGAUAAUGCUUAUUCAACAAAAUGGGAAUGUGGUUGGAGUGGACAUUGCUUCGCUUCUGUUAAGAAACAAGGAGGCUUAUCCAUACGAAGCAACCAAGCCCAUGAAAGAACCAAUACGUCGAGAAUCUACAAUCUCUGAACGGUCUGGUGCUUCCGGUAGUGAUCGAGGUAUUACUGCCGAUACGGUUCAGUCGCUUGAAAAAGAAGAAGUGAAACCUAGAAAGACUGUAGAGCAGCUUACGGACGAAUUUAGGAAUACUUUAUUGUAUGGUUUAGUUCGAGAGGCUUUGGAAUUUGCAAUGGUUGAGGGCUUAUGGGGCCACGCUUUGUUUUUGGCUAGUAAGUUAGAUAAACGUACUCACGCGUCAGUAAUGACUCGUUUUGCUAAUAGUCUGCCAACUCAAGAUCCAUUACAAACUUUGUACCAACUUCAUUCUGGUCGCGUUCCUGCAAGUGUCACUUGUAUAUCUGAUGCAAGAUGGGAUGACUGGAGACCACACUUGGCGAUGAUAAUUUCCAAUACUUCAGCCAAUCCGGAGAUCAAUCGUCGUGCUAUUUCUACUUUAGGCGAUACUUUAGCUAGCCGUGGUGAUGUUUAUGCCGCUCAUUUCUGCUACAUUUUGUCUCAAGUAGAUUUUGGAGCUUAUGGUCAAAGCAAUGUCAAACUCGUUCUCAUUGGUGCUAAUCAUCACAAGCCUUACUCCGACUUCAUCAGUACCGAUGCUAUUAUGUUGACAGAGAUUUACGAAUAUGCUCGUAAACUCAGUGAACCAUUCACUCUGAUCGAAUUGCAGACUUUUGAGUUUAACAAUGCUAUCAAGAUGGUAGAUUAUGGCCUCGUGGAGAAAGCUUUGUUGUACAUUGAGCAAGUGGCUACCAACAUCGUCAGUGAGCCUGAAAAGUACAAACAGUCUUUCAUCAAAGACGUUUACUUGUUAGGUGAUCGACUGAAGUACCACGAUCCAGUAUGUAAAGAUUCAUGUGAGGAUGCUGUUAAUCUUCCAUGGCUGAACAAACUCGCAAAUAUCGUUGACAAGUGUGCUACCGGCGAAAUUAUUGAGAAUAAUUUCCACGCAACGAACACUGUUGCGCAAGGCACCAUCGAGUCAACUGAAUAUCAGCAAUCAAAGUGGAGCGACGAUUACAGUGUAGUGAACAGUAAUGUUCCAGUGCACGUAAAUCCUAACGUAGAAUGGCAAAUUAAUCAGCAAACCACCAGCGUACCACAUUCUUAUGGUCUUGCUGCUGAACCUCAAUACAACGACGAACCGGCCAACGACGUGCAGAUGCAUUAUCAGAAUUAUCAAGAUUAUUGGAUACAGCAACAGCAACAGCAACAGUCGUACGAUCAAGAAGAUUAUUCGCAGCAUACUAGUUUGCAGUAUGGCGCUGAGCAGCACGAAGAGCAUAACGAACAUCAGAAUAAUUGGGCUUUUAAGUCGUCGGACGAGAAGUCGUCAGCGGUUGUGGCGGUGACGAAGGCAGAGGCUGCCGCUCCAUUGGCAAACUCGACCGCAAGCCCAGUCGAACAGCAGCAGCCGCAACAAUUGCCACCACAGCCAAACGUCUCAAUGGGACCUACCGCUAAGAAGCAGUACGAUCCUUUGGAAGAGUUGGAGCAGAUAGAACCUUCGAAAUUCGGACCAGGUAAACCGGCGUCCGAGGGAAAAAAACCACAGGACAAAUCACAGGAGAAAAAAGCGACCAAUGGCGGAAGUUGGUUCGGUGGACUGUUUAGCAAGCUUGCGAUCAAGCCGAAGAAUCAGAUGAUAUUACCAGAUGAUAGUAAUCCUGCGAUCGUAUGGGAUCCAAUCCAGAAAAAAUGGAUGAACAAAGACGAAGAUGAAAAUAAUUCUGCACCUCUCGCUCCGCCACCAAAGAUGGCUGAUUUGCCAGGUUUCAAAUCAGCAGACUCGAUGAAUCAAAGUGUUGCUCCUCCAGCUAUUCCUGCUACUGUAUCUACAUUGCCGGCUACAAAUGUAAUAACGGCUAUAGGAGCCGAUGAAACUCUUGGUCUUAACGGGACGAAAUUGAUUGCUGGAGGCGGUGGCAAUAUGUAUAAGAUGAAUCCGCGUGGUAGAAAAGUGCGUACGAACUACGUCGACGUAUUAAACCCCGGAAGUGUCAAGAGUAGCAAUACCAGCUCCAGACCUAUACCCGCAAGUUCGCCGCCCGUACCGAUGGCGGCUUCUUCUCCUCAAUUUUUCACACCUACACCAGUUAAUGAUCCAAAUGCACCCGUAGACUUUUUAACACCAGCUCCGACUGCAGUUUCGCAGUCGAAUGAAAAUGCCCAAGCGCUCUCGCGCUGGAGCUCGACCAGCUCACUAUCACGAGAGGUACAGAGCUACACGAUGAGGGAUCCGCGGCUUCUUCAACGGGACAAGGGACCAAUGAUGUACAACCCCGUGGAGUUGAAGGAUCGAUCGACGAAAGCUCAAGCUCGCAGUAGAUAUCCACCACGAUAAGGAUCGAAGGAACUUCCCUCCGAGUACACAAGAGAGAGGAGAUAUUUACUGCCUCGUGUAUGUUCACUGCAAAGCGAUUCGAGGGAUAUGUUUCUACGUGUGUGCACGCGAAACAAUUUUUUACAUAGCUAAGAUUUUUUUAGACAAAUAGUUACGCAAGCACGCGUCAAACGUUCGCGGAUUGUUUUGAUACAUCUUUGUGCCACGUGCAUUUUUUUCUUCCUUUCUGUUUCGGGUUUAUUCUUUUGUCAUUGUUGUUCUUCUUCUUGAUGAUGGUAAGCACUCUUCAUUCCUAAUGUGAACAAGAGUACAACUUUUACAGUACGUGUUUAUUUUUUUGUUUCUUUCUUUAAUCUUUUGAAUAAAAAUAAUUAAAAAAAAAGCCAAACGCUUGGUCAUUAAUUAGGAUUUAUGCAAUUAUGCGCAAGCUGUCCGGACGAUGUUCAAGCGUUAUAUAUACGUGUGGAAGUCUGAUUUUAUACCCAACAAUAUCGUUAUGUAUGCUAAUCCACCUGGUUAUGUCGAUUUUGAUUUGUUCGAAAAAAAAAAUUGUGCUUUUCUUCCUUCGUGAAAAUGUGCUAUGUAAAUUGAAUUGGUUGGGCACAAAAGUAAAACGUGUAUUUUUCUUGUUUCGUUGGUGUUAUUAUCUUUCGAGCACGCUUGUUAACAUCCGACUUUCAUACUGCUUUUUCCCUUUUCGUUCACUUCGAGAAUCAAAAGUUAACGGCAUUGAAUUUCCACUUGUAGUUGAUAUAGGUUAUAAGUGAUAGAUGAAUUGAUAAAUUUGUACAUCGUUGCUCUGACGAAUCACUUUUGCAGACAUACUUGUUAGAUAAUAUAAAAUAGACGUUAGGAAAAAAUAUAAAGUUGAAACAUAUAUGCCAUUUGAGAAAUGCUUGACUCGGUGCAUUUCUCGAGAGAAAAUUCAUUGUUUUUAUGACUAUUCAACAUGUACGGGAAUCGAGAUAUCGUGAAAAAUUAUCAUCUACAUAAUAUAUUUUUUUCUUUUUAUUCUAGAUGUAAAGAAUAGGAUCAGCAUAUAUACAUAUCGACAGUCCUAUUCAAAAACUGUUAUUUCCAUAAAUAUAUUUUUUCGGUAUCUGUAUAAUUUCUAGUUAAUCAAUAUUUUCUUUUUUUUCAACAUAAUGUAAAUGUGAAGAGGGGAAACACAGGCGAGGAGCUUAUAAUAUCGGAAUUGACAAAAGUUUAUAUGUAUAUUAGUAGAAGAGAGUAUGUGAGAAUGAAGUUAUAUUAUCUGUAAUGUUGAGAAUUUUUGGUGACAUAAAUUUUUAUUUUAUUAUCAUAACUUUACAUGAGUAUCUACAUAAAAUAAUUGUAAAUAAGUAGCUAGAUUUCUUUGCAAUUUAGUUGGAUGAUGUCUUGUCAAUUUAAAUAUUUAAUCGACAGUUAACUGAUUGGCAGAUUUAGUUUCUAAUGUACAAUUGAGAGAAAAGUUAUUGCAAGAACGAUGUUUUAGAAGUUUGACGUAAAACAAAAUUGUAGACAAGUGAGUAAAUCUAAGAAAAUCUUGAUGAUUAUAUACUAAGUUUCUUAAAAUUUAUUUUGUUAAAUAAAGUGUCAAGUUGUAAAUAACAACUAUCAGUUAUUAAAUUAUUUCUGUGUCGAUGAAAAAUUAGUACUUCACGAUAUGAGUUUCGGAAUCUUUAGUUAAUGAAAAUGAUUAGUUUCGGUGAAUAAAAAAAAUGAAUCUAAAGGAAUAUUCCAGAUAAUAGUUUAAAAAUAAUGCACAUAAAUAUCUCGAAGAUUGUCAUUUACUCUUGUACCACUUAUCUACUCUCAAAGCUAAAUAUAAAUUAAAAAAUUGUGACGGUUGAUCAAUCUCGGUUAUUGUCCAACGAGCGAUAAAGGAAGCUUUAGCACGAAGGGUAAAUACAAUGAAAGUUGCAAAGUAAUAUGAAUAAAAGUAUGAUACGGAGAGAGAGAGAGAGAGAGACAGAGAGAGAGAGACAGACAGACAAAGACAGAUGGAUUUUGAUAUUGUGUGGCGUUAAAGUUGAACUGAAGUAUUAUAUUGAACUGUAUGUUAUGUAUAGGGAUGGUUUUAUAUAAGAGAUGUACUUUCGGCUUGAGAUGUAUAUAUCAUAUACAUUAUAUAAGAUGUGACGAAUACAGACGCACUCGCGGGCAUGUGUACGAGUGUCUAGUUGAGUUGCAAGCAUCAGUUUAAUAUCUGUACGAUUCCUGAAUAUAAGCUAAAUUAAACAAAAAUUUAAGAUAAUUUAA